AAAUCGAGUUUUAAUUUAAUUAUUGUGCCUCAAUGUGGUCUGCAUCAUUCCACCAAAUUAAGUAAAUCUAUUUCUAACAGUUAAUGAGAAAAUCCUCUAGGCAAAUAGGAACUGGCUCAACUUGCCCCUUCUACGAUUUAAAUUUCAUUGAAAAGUGGAGAUACAUAACCCAAUUAAAGUCUACACGACUCUGUUGCGCGAAGUGGCGAAAGGAGAUAACUCAUCUUUUAUUUUUAUGAACCUACACUGAUAUUAGAAAGAUCCAGCCGACGAAGGGGCGAACAUGGAGGAACCGACCCACCACCAACCCAGCGCAUUCAAGUGCGGGGAGUGUGGGCGCUCCUUUGGCGACGAAGCGGACUUGCGGACCCAUCUGAUGGAACACCUUGAAGCUCCACCGCAGUCCAGCGAGGUUUCUGCUGCUGCGAAUCCUAAGCGCACGGGAAAACCCACAAGCAUGAAGAAGCCCUUUCAAUGUGACGAGUGUGGAAGGAAGUUCUCUCAGAAGGCCAACCUCGGCGUGCAUAUGAGGACCCAUACUGGGGAAAAGCCUUAUGAAUGUAACAUUUGUGAUAAAAAGUUCGCGCAGCUGUCCAAUUUAAAACAACACAAGAAGGUCCACACCGGGGAGAAGCCUUUUAAGUGUGACACGUGUGGUAAAAAGUUUACGCAGCUGUCUAACCUGAACCAACAUGAGAGGAUGCAUACCGGGGAGAAGCCUUUCAAGUGUGACGAGUGUGGUAAAAAGUUCACGCAGCUGUCUAACCUGAAUCAACACGAGAUGAUGCACACCGGGCAGAAGCCUUUCAAGAGUGACAUGUGUGGGAGAAGGUUCGCACAGCUGUCAAAUCUGAUUCAACACGAGAGGAUUCACACCGGGGAGAAGCCUUUUAAAUGCACUACGUGCGGUAAAAAGUUCUCACAGGUGUCCAAUCUAAAACAACACGAGAAGGUCCACACCGGGGAGAAGGCUUGAGUGAUGUUUGUGUGACAGGAGUUGCCGAACACGGGAAGCUCUUACUUGAGUCCCUGCACUAAAGAUUUCCUAUCAUUUUAAACUUUAUCGAAGUGCCUAAUGAGAGUUUGUUUAAAUUUAGUUUUAAUUCUCUGUCUAAUUGCUUGAAAUACAUGU
Molecule: messenger RNA, 1132 nt
Organism: Thrips palmi
Lineage: Eukaryota; Metazoa; Arthropoda; Insecta; Thysanoptera; Thripidae
Product: gastrula zinc finger protein XlCGF49.1-like
Exons: 2
Coding region: 284-976 (230 amino acids)
Biological process (GO): regulation of transcription by RNA polymerase II
Molecular function (GO): RNA polymerase II cis-regulatory region sequence-specific DNA binding; DNA-binding transcription factor activity
Source: RefSeq, a predicted model, not a curated record